AUGGACCAAAAGAAUCAAACAAAAUGCAGCAUAUGUUACAAGAUUUUACCUUACAACAGUUCGACCAGUUCAAUGCAAUCCCAUUUAUCAAUUGAUCAUUGCAUUAAUUCUAAAAUAUCUAAAAAAUCAACAACUUUACUCAACGAUGCCGAUAUAUCCGAUAUUGAGAGCGGUAAUGAGAAUGGUUUUGAAGAGACUGGUCAUAAAAAAUUAAACAGGUUAUUGGUGAAUUUUAUUGUUGGUAUCGAUCAGCCGAUUUCGAUAGUACGUCAUCCAGACUUUGUAAACUUAGUUAGUGAGUUAAACAAAAGCUACAAAAUGCCUUGCAUAAAUACGGUGAGCAAGAAAUUAAUUCCAUCAAUUACGGACAAUCUUAAAUCAAUUUUAAUGCUAGAAUUGAAGGGAUGUCGUUUCAUUACAAUUACUUGUGAUAGUUGGUCAUCAUUAGGUAAAAACAGCUACCUCGGUGUGACUUGUCAUUUUAUUGACAAAAAUAUGACUCUAGUUGACCGAAACCUGGAUCUUAAGUUUAUGUCUGAAAUGAAAACAGCUGAAUAUUUAUUUAAUACGUUAAACGAAAUCUUCAGUGAAUGGUCAAUCAAUAAUAAGAUUUUUGCACUAGUUACUGACUCAGGUGCAAAUAUUUUCUCUGCAGUAAAUAAAUUUGAUGAUAAUGUUCUUAAGAUUCCGUGUGCUGGUCAUCGUUUGAAUCUCGUGGUUAAUGAUCUUCUAAACGCACGAGAUAUAAAAGUAAAAAAAUUUAAAAUUGGGUCAAAGCGUUACCAAGUAAAAGAUUACGACGGUAAUGGAAAACUAAUUAAUAGAGAAAUUACAGAAAGUGAAGUUAAAGAAAUUGAAAAAAUUAACGAAGGCAAAUUAGAAAUCGCCAAGAGAUGUUACAAAAAAAGGUUAAAAGAAGUUCAAGAAACACUUCGUUAUGAAACUAAAAUAAAGUUAGUACAGGAUAUAGCUAUUCGCUGGAAUAGCCAAUUCGAUAUGAUUGAAUCUAUAUUAACAAAUAAAACUGCAUUGGAUAUGAUAAGCAUCGAAUUCCAAAAUAUAAAAGACUAUCUUCCCACUGCUACUGAAUUUAAGGUGCUGGAGGAUUUGUGUGAUUUGUUACACCCAAUUAAAGAGCUAACAAAACUUUUUAGCGGAAAGAAAUAUGUUACAGUAACAUUCCUGUUUCCAACACUGUAUUCUCUACUAAAUGAAAUACUUGAAUCGCAACUUAUUUUUACAGAACUAGUUAAGACUUUUCAAAAGGAAUUAUUAAGAUAUGAAUGCAUUUCAAAGGCAAAAAUGUUUAUAAAAACAUUUUAUGAAAUGCAUCUAAAAGAAACCGAAGAAAUCGAUAUAACAAUUGAAACAAAUUGUUUAAAUAACACUUUGAACUCGUCAAACAGCUCAGCUGACAAUACCAUAAAAACAUUUCAGCAAUUGUCAACGUCACCUAUUGCAAAUAAUAUUACUUUAGUUAACAACAAAAGACGAAAGUCAAUCAACUUAAUUGAACUAGUAACAGAUAAAUCUUGUUGUAAUUUAAUUGAGAGCAAUGAUAAACUUGAAAAAGAAAUAAAUGAUUACAGUCUGCAAUACUUUCAUAGCUACGAAAAUAGUGCCAUUGAAUUUUUCCAAGCUAAUCAAAAAUUGUUCCCGGUUUUGACACAAAUUGCACGGAUAAUAUUUUCAGUUCCAGCGACAUCCGUGCCAUCAGAAUGCUUAUUUAGUUCAACCGCUAUUCUAAUAAUAAAAAACUACGAAAACAAUUUUGGCACAAAAAACUUGAUUUUGUCCCACUAUGUGAUAUUAAAAAAUGAUAUUAAAAAAUCAUGGAACAUCGUGACAGAAAUAAUCGAGACAAAAAAUACCAAAACAAGUACCAUACCUGUUAGAAUUGUUGUGGAUGAAACAGAAUACAACGAUGAAAGUUCUAGUGCAGAAAUUAUUUACAGUUUCUUUGCAAACAUCGAUCCUAACAUGGCGUUCAAAGUUCAAUGCCCAAAUACCUAUUUUGAAACCUAUCUAACAGAUCUACAUAGCAAACUAAAGUUCAAUGGUCUAAGUUAUGAUGAGCUCGAAGCUGCAAAAAACUCUCUAAAAAAUAACAAAGCACCAGGGAUCAACGAGAUUUGUAGCAACGUAGUAAUAGGUGUCUUCCCGGUGAUACGCAUUGAAAAAUUUGAAAUUUUAAAAUCUUCUAUUACAACAGGAACUGUUGUAAUAGAAGUCUCAUGA
This is a messenger RNA of Hydra vulgaris (swiftwater hydra), 2238 nucleotides long. The record is from RefSeq and is a predicted model, not a curated record. NCBI's taxonomy places the organism in Eukaryota, Metazoa, Cnidaria, Hydrozoa, Anthoathecata, Hydridae.